Molecule: messenger RNA, 2284 nt
Organism: Pararge aegeria (speckled wood butterfly)
Lineage: Eukaryota; Metazoa; Arthropoda; Insecta; Lepidoptera; Nymphalidae
Product: WAS/WASL-interacting protein family member 1-like
Exons: 1
Coding region: 1-849 (282 amino acids)
Source: RefSeq, a predicted model, not a curated record
AUGCGUUCUUCUAUAAUUUUCUUAUUCUACGUGGCAUUAGCCCUAGCAGCUGACAGUACAAAUUACAAUGAACUGCCGAUGGAUUACUUCGAUGAUAAUUUUAAAUCCAAUUUAAAAGUGGGCCCUGACUCAACAUUCUCCUUCAAUUUCGAGCAAAUAAGGCGCGAUCAGCCACCACAGAUAGAAAUGAGAGAAGAAAACGUUGGCAGAUACAUCAACACCAGAUCACAAACGACGACACCUGUCUCUAUUUUCUCGAUGAAAGCCGAUAGAGAAUCGCAGCACGUUUAUCCAACGAUAGUUUCAUCUAACAACUAUCCUUAUCAAGGACAUAGCAACGAGCCACAAGGGUCACCGGUACCACCUCCGCCGAAGUUUGCCAUUUCAAGACCACAUAACAACGAACCCAGUCUUCAGAGAAAUUCAGCUCCCAUCUGGAACGUUCCCGCAGUACAUCAGAAUGUUCACACACCUCCACAUGUACCUAGUACUCCAACGCCGCUAUCACAACAUGUGCAGUGGACAGAACCACCAAAACGUCACAGCCCUCCAUCUCCUAAUCAUGCUUUGAGUCAUUCAAAAGGAAUCGAAGGUAUUCAUUUUGCUCCAUCGGCCUCUUACGUUUCGGAUUCAAUUACCAAUAAUGUUCCCCGCCAGCCGCCUUCUCUUCCCAGCCGGGGCAACCAUAAGUUUGCCUGGAACGAUAUAAAGAAGCAAGAGGAAUUCAAACCAAUUUUGAACAGCCAACCACCUCAGCCAUCAAAUCCCAGCACACCGCAAUCCAUUCACAACAAACCACCGCCACCCGUACCUACUCUGUCCCCAUGGUAUGACAACUUUGGAAAAUAAAGAUGACAUAAGAUGUACUCUGUAUGAAAAAAUAAAUAUUGUCUACGUUAUGCUGUCGUUUUUAUAAAAUUAACCUUGAUGAAUCGCUUAAUUAAAUUUAUGCCAGUCUAAAGUACAGUGCCAGUGAUUUAAGCAUGUUAAAAAAUACGUGUCGUGAGGUGACGGCAGAUCAAAAUACAGUUGUGGCCACCCCUCCUCUUCCCGCGGGUGUCGUACGAGGCAACGAAGGGAAAAUAUCGGAAAAAGCCCCAGCAGCAUGCGUCCUCUGUGCUACUUUUAUCCAUCUACCCAGAGUGGUGGUUAUGGGAGAGGUCUUUAAUGCAGUUGUAGUCUAUUACAUAGUAUCGAUUAUACAUACACGUCGAUCUCAGGAAAUACCAGCCCAAUUUAGACACAAGCUUAUGCGGUAUGUGGACCACAAUGAUAACAGCACAUGUUAAAAGUAGUAAAAAAUUUGUAUGGCGACCAGCGCUUGACAUAAAUUUCCGAACUACACAACCCUUUUAUUACAUGCUUUUUAUUAGCUUCACCUGCAUUUUUGUUAGUAUGUUUGUAAACGACUAUUUUUUGAUUUGAUUUUGACCCUCUUCAAACGUUCUGAUUUCGUUAAAACUUUUUAGAUAUAUUGAGGACCUCAGCCCGAAAUUAGGAAAUUGGCGAUGUGAAUUUCCUUGCCUCAGAGAGCACGUUAAGCUGUCUGCCCUGGCUAUAAUGUCCUGGCUAAAGUGGCACCAGCAAUGGGCCGUUACGGAUGGUGAGGGAAAGUAAUAAGUCCACAUAAAACUUCAAAGAAUUAAAUCAAACCAACAGAUCGUUUGAUCGGAAGACGUUAUUUACCAUCGUUAUUAUUCCAUCCCAUUCACGGGCCAGUAAAGUGCACGGAUGUCGUCUUAGAACUUCGCACGCCUUUGAGAACUUGCACCAUUCAUCAUGUUGUCAUACAUCGUUUGAAGCAAGUUAUAUCUGCUCAACUUAGUCACCGCUUACGGAAAUACUUUUAUGAUGUGUAUUGAUACCGGGUAAAUUCAUUGUUCUACCGGUUAGUUUGUUCAACUUUGGAUUACGAAGCCUAGGAUUCGAUUUCCAGCCUAUACCCAGCAGUUGGGCAUAGAUAAUUGAGAUUUAAGAAAACAUUUCUCAAAUAGCGUCUCCAAUACUUUUAUAGCUAACUGGUAUACCUACUGUUACAAUGCGAAGGGUGUAGGCUGUAAUCCACCACGCUAAAUGGCGGUGCGCCGGUGCGAGUUCCAAGUUCGGCUCGGUAACUUCAGACGAUUUUGAGAACGUUAUGGAGUCAUUUUAAUCUUAUUUAUUUGCAAGAAACAUUGUAAAAGGCUGAUACAAUAUUGUUUUUGUGUCCAAAGAUGUUAGGUCCAAUGACUAUAUUAAUUGGUACCUAGUUUAUUUAUCGAUAAACAUUUAUUUAUGACACAAU